CCGGCGUGCCCGCCAUGGCGGCGCCCAGCGUGUUCCUGCUGGCCGUGAGCGGCGAGAUCGAGAGCGGGGAGUUCCCGGGAUUCGAUGACCUCUACUGCAAGUUCUCCUUUGUCUACGGCCCGGACUGGGUCCCCACGGCGGGCCUGGAGGAGGGCAUCUCGCAGAUCACCUCCAAGAGCAGCGUCUCGCCCACCACGCUGGUGUGGAACUUCCCCAUCGACAUCACCUUCAAGAGCACCAACCCGUUCGGCUGGCCGCAGAUCGUGCUCAGCGUCUACGGGCCUGACUUCUUUGGGCACGACGUGGUCCGAGGCUACGGAGCUGUGCACCUGCCCUUCGUGCCCGGCAGGCACAAAAGAACCAUUGCCAUGUUUGUCCCUGAGUCCACCUCGAGGCUGCAGCAGCUCACAAGCUGGUUCACGGGGCGGCGCCCGGAGUUCACGGACCCCAAGGUGGUGGCGCAGGGCGAGGGACGGGCAGGGCUUUGUCACCCUUUCCUUCAACGUGGUCACCAAGGACCUGCACAGGCUGGGCUACGACGUGGGCCAGGGGCCGCACGGCUGCUGAGCCCCGGGGCAGCUCGGGCACCCCAACAGCAGCACCCGGGGCAGCUCAGGCACCCCAACAGCAGCACCCGGGGCAGCUCAGGCACCCCAACAGCAGCACCCGGGGCUCAGGAGCAAGGCUCGUCCUCUCACAGGGCUGAAGUGCUGGGGAAAUUGAUGGUACUGCUAAUAUUCAGUGUUUUAUUGAUGAUUAUCAUAUUUUACUCAAUGUUUUUAGGCGUUGCACUCUCUCAGAGUAACAAAAUAUUUUUAUAGCUGCCUUUUGUACACUUUUUUAUAGAAUUAAUGACACAGAAAGUUUCCAGCUGUAGCAGUUUCCCUGCAGUUAAAAGUUUGCAAACCCAGUUUCUCUUUAGUGAUUUUUUUUUUCUGUUGCAAAUGAGGAAUUGAUAUUGUUGCACCUUCCAAAAUUGGUCCUGUGAAAUGCAUCCCCCUCUGAGCUCUUUUAGGCUGAAUAAACUCUGUUGUAUCAAUAGAUUCAUUUGUCUUUCUGCUGCUAAAGGGGUUUCUUUGUUUGUGCCAGGAUGUUUUUAAGCCCUAAAUCAUCUGAGCUCUGCUGGACUUAAAGGUAGAAGAGAAAAAGAAGUGUUUCAAUGCAGUGACUAAUUGCUGAGUCAUUUUCCUAUUUAAUUUUGGGCAUGUAACCUCUUGUGUUUGACUGCAAAUCCCAGGAGAACAACACCAUCUCCCUAAAAGGGAACUACCAAGACCUCCAAGUGUAGAAAUCCCAGGAAAAACACCCAGGGAUGAACCAGAAAUCCUCCAGGACACAGCUCAACAAAACACCCGGGCAGAGAUUGCUCUGAUCCACAGUGGGAUGGGAUAAAUUUCAUUUCUGAGAACACAAAGUGGUCACUGGGACGUUGCUGGGAGCAGCAGCACCUUUUAUAUGACAUAGAAAUAUUUUUUCCAAACGUUUUUAGGGAUCAUUUUUCAUCUCCUGCCUUGUUUUUGUUGACUCCACACUUCCAGUGCAGUUGUUUUGGUCAUUUUUAAUCUCUGACCUGAGUCACGUUGGAAUCCAAAUCCAGAAGCAUUUCCUGUUGGCUCAGAGGAGACUCGAGGAAUUUUGUUUCCUUUUCAGCAGUUUGGGAAGCAGGAUAAAUAUCUGUGUUUGAAAGGCUUGGGAGGCAAACCCUGCACCUCCUGCUGCUCCUAGGACCCGAUUUCCCCUGGAGCACAGUCCUGCCCACAUUCCAACUGCAGCAAAGCUGGCACAGGAACCUGGCACAGCCCAAACCUGGCGUUUAUUCUCAGCCAGCUCCUCACCCCGGUGCUCCAAAGCCCUGAAUUCCUCCUGUUCCAAAGGAACUCUGGGGUGUUUCACCCCAGUGGGACCAACCAGACCUGAGCCAGCUGCCCCCUGACAGCUGAGGGGAAGGGAGGUUAAAACCAGUGAGCAGCAAAAAUCCUAAACUCCAGAAAACAGGAUUAAAGAACCUUGAGGUAUUUAAGCUGCUCUCUGAGCAGAUCCCACUGCUGCCUGCAUUUUUAGGGGUUUUGCCUAUUUUCUCUGGGUUUAGUUGGAUUUUGGGGUGGUUUUGGGGCUGCUCAAUGGCUUGAGCACAUCUUAGAGCUUCGCUUUCUCUCCUCAAGGCUUGGGCAAGUUUCCUUAGGUUUCCUGUGAGUGUUUCCCUCAGGGGCUGAUGCUUGGAGUUUCCCAAGCCCAAUGCCACUGAUGCCCCUCAGAAACUUCUCCCAGAGAUGCCCUUGCUGCUGCUUUCACCAUUUCCUGGUUGGAAUCUUUGCUCCUCAGGUGUGACAGUGUUUGCACCUGGGGACAGCCUGUGAGUAAAGAUGGACACGACACCGUGAGCAGGGAGCAGUGACAAGGAAGGGAUUUAGGAUCCCUCAUUGUUCAUGAAAGUUAAAUCCUGAAGAAGCAGUGCUUUAGGAACAGCCAAAUCCCAGUAAAACCCAGCAGCAGGGCUCAUGGUGAUUUCCUCUCUGGAACACCCU
Passer montanus (Eurasian tree sparrow) is the source of this 2525-nucleotide messenger RNA. RefSeq names its product B9 domain containing 1 (gene B9D1). The transcript is spliced from 7 exons. NCBI's taxonomy places the organism in Eukaryota, Metazoa, Chordata, Aves, Passeriformes, Passeridae. Gene Ontology annotation, cellular component: MKS complex. The record is from RefSeq and is a predicted model, not a curated record. Gene Ontology annotation, biological process: cilium assembly. Bases 15 to 821 code for a protein of 268 amino acids.